This is a messenger RNA of Rhizophagus irregularis DAOM 181602=DAOM 197198, 1457 nucleotides long. RefSeq lists its product as uncharacterized. The record is from RefSeq and is a predicted model, not a curated record. Gene Ontology annotation, cellular component: Sin3-type complex. Gene Ontology annotation, molecular function: histone deacetylase binding. Gene Ontology annotation, biological process: negative regulation of transcription by RNA polymerase II. NCBI's taxonomy places the organism in Eukaryota, Fungi, Glomeromycota, Glomeromycetes, Glomerales, Glomeraceae.
UUUGACUUAGCACUUUUGUAUCGUUUUUUAAAAAACCAAAACUUUAUCCCGAUUUAUUUUAAAACUGGACGACUUAAAUAAUAAAUAAGAUAUUUCUUUUCCAACAAAUGCCACCUUCCGCCCAUAAAGCCUCAGAAAAGGCACUUAACUCAAAACGAGCAAAACGUCAAACCGCAACUAAACCAAAUUAUUUCGAGGGGAAUUCUUCAGAAAUUGACUCUCCGGAGGACUAUGACCCUAUGAUGACAGACACGGCCUUUGACGGCGGUGACUCGGAGUUUGGAGUAGAGCCCAUGAGAAUUGACGAUGAGGAGUCCAUGAGAAGAUUCAAUGAUGAGCGAGAAGAGGGAGAGGCCUCCGAAGACCACCGCGAAACGCAAGUUGACCAGAAAAAAGAAAAAAAGCGACAAGAGAUACUUGACCGGAUAGAGCGUUUCCAAAAAGAAUUUAUUAGUAGAAAGGAUGAGAUAUUUAAAGAAAGCAUAAGACAAAUCAAUCAAGAUAUAAAAGCAAUGAGAGAAGGUACACAUCCGGAAUAUGAAGAACGUUUGCAGCAACUUAUUGAUAAGCGCGAGCAGACACUCGAAAAAGCAAGGUUAUAUAGAGACUAUAGACUUGAAUGCGUAGAAAAAAUGUUUGAUGCCGAACAACGACAGGUCGAAGAAGAUUAUUUGGCAGAGAAACAAGGAUUAAAAGAACAAAUGUUGGCAGAUAUGGAUGAACGAAGAAAAAAAUUGAAAGAAGAUUUUGAAAGCUUCGAUAUAACGAGCGACGCAGCAAUGGAUGGAAAUCAGCGAUAUCAUCCACAAAGAAAAUUGCGUGCGCGACAAAAGGAAGAUACGGAAGUAAAGGUUAAAAAAACUAAAGUGACUGGACCAUCAGUUUCUGCCAGAUUGCUUGAAAGCGAGAUUAAUGAUGAUUUAGCCGAAAUAGGAAAGGUUUCUCCGAUCAGGAAAUUGGUCCCAUCUCACCAUAAGAAGAAGUAAAUUCUUUAACAAUGCCGAAAUUUUUCAUACUGCGGCGCAGCAAAACGAAAUGAUAUAAACACAUUGAUUGGAUUACGAGAAAUUAAAGCAACAUUCAAAAGAAACAAGAAGAAGUUAAUAGGUAUGCUCUAUUAUUCACUGUAAAAUUUUUAGUUUUGGGAUUCUUCUUUGGAUACAGAAAAUAUCAAAGUUCCUGUUGAAGUAGAUAGUUUAAGCAGUUACAAACAAACGCGAUUUUUAUUUCCGACACUUUAUGAACACGUGGACAUUAUUUAUUACAUAAUUUUGGAACUGCUCGGCUUUGGUUAACGAGAACUCGCUUUAUUAUUGAUAUUCCUUGUUGAACUGUUUUAAUCUCCGAUUGGUUAUUACAUUAUCAUUCAAUUAUUUUAUUUCACAAAUUAAUAAAUGCCUCUCAACGACUCAUGUAAGCAUUUUAUGCAAAUUUUUUAUGAUCGAUUGAUAUUUGAC